AUGAUAGAUAGAAAAAAGAGAUCUCGUUCAUCUAUCUUUUUUUCUCUACUCUCUCUAAAGAGGAAUAGAAUAGACAUCCCCUUAGAUGUCUAUGUAUCCUUUAUCCCCUUUUUUUUAGCGUUAUAUCUUAUCUGCUCUCUCUCUCUAAAAAAUGGAGAGAGAAAGAGCAGAUGGAUCCUAUCCCCUAUAUCGAACACUAAAUCCUAUCUAUUGAUAGAAAGAUCUUCGUCAAAUACCGGACUUUGCCUGUUUUUUAGGAAUUCCUCAUACUCAUAUCCAAGGCAGCUUACCACAAGCACCCCACCCCAUACGACUAGUUGGGGUUCGCCUUUUUAA
Glycine soja is the source of this 336-nucleotide messenger RNA. The record is from the annotation of a RefSeq genome assembly. NCBI's taxonomy places the organism in Eukaryota, Viridiplantae, Streptophyta, Magnoliopsida, Fabales, Fabaceae.